Messenger RNA from Patella vulgata (common limpet), 9378 nucleotides. RefSeq names its product solute carrier family 12 member 6. The transcript is spliced from 28 exons. Gene Ontology annotation, cellular component: membrane. Bases 510 to 3857 code for a protein of 1115 amino acids. Gene Ontology annotation, molecular function: potassium:chloride symporter activity. Lineage: Eukaryota; Metazoa; Mollusca; Gastropoda; Patellidae. Gene Ontology annotation, biological process: cell volume homeostasis; potassium ion homeostasis; chemical synaptic transmission. The record is from RefSeq and is a predicted model, not a curated record.
CCAUGUUACCUGCACAACUGACUGUAGUCAUGUAAUAAUAGACAGGAGUGUGUACUAGGUUAUUUAACUCUCAUUAUGUAAAUGUGCUUUUACUAAGAAGAUAUUAUUUUUUCCACCCCGAGACGUAUGCAAUUGAUAUUACCUAAUUUGAUCAUAUAUCUGUCCUGACUUGAAUUUUCAAUAUACACGUAGAAACUGAAUUGCACAUCAGAUUGAAAAUAUUGGAUUUUUCAUGUGUUUUAUCAAGUGACAUUCUUCUAGAAUAUUCCAGUUACAGCAACAUUCCUGUAUAGUAUUGAAUUCACAAACACUUGACAGGAUAGCUCAUGUGGAUAAGCAACCUGUGGAUUAAUUUAUGCAAAUGUAUGCGAAUGUGGAGUAUUAGAUAUUAAAUUCAGUGUGAUUGUUUGUGUGAUAAAACAAAAACACAAAAAAACUGUGAUAAUGUGAUUUAUCUGUGAUUUUGAAAUCGAAAAUAUUUGUGGUUCUAGGAUUAAGAGUUGACAAAAAUGGCAGAUGAGGAACACGAUUUAGAAGAUGUAGUGGUGCCACUAAAUCCAGUGCAUACAUCAGAACCAAGUCUACAAAAAACACCAAGUCCACAGAAGACACCUAGUCCAGAGAAAACCCCAAGUCCUGUUAAAACGCCGCAGUCUCCAACUAAAUCAAUCCCAGACAGUCCACCAGAGAUUGUGAUAACCUCUGAAAAUGGAGACACUUCAGCAUCCUACAGUAAACCAGUACAGGGAACUAGAUUUACCGUGACAACGGAACCAACGAAUCAGGCUGAUCGAACUGCAGGCGAUUAUUUUACAAUAUACGGAGAUAAUGGACAGUUUGCAAAAGAUGAUGUGGCUUUGGCAGAGAAUGAAGAUUCUCCCUAUAUUAAUCACAUGGCUCUAUAUGAGGAUGAUAUACAAACCCAAGGAAAGGUUUCACAGAUCAUCAAUCGUAUUUCGAACUACCAGGCCGGAAUACAACCAAACCCUAACGAGAUGGAGAAGGGAAAAGGUCAAAAGAAAGCCAACCUAGGAACAGCAUUAGGAGUAUAUCUACCAUGUAUACAGAAUAUUCUUGGUGUCCUCUUGUUCGUCCGUAUGACAUGGAUCGUUGGAAUGGCUGGAGCAUUAGAGUCUUUCUUUAUUGUUUUGAUUUGUUGUUGUACGACUAUGUUAACAUCAAUAUCCAUGAGUGCUAUUGCUACAAACGGUGUCGUACCUGCAGGUGGUUCUUACUUUAUGAUAUCUCGAGCGUUAGGACCCGAGUUUGGUGGAGCUGUAGGUGUGUUAUUUUAUCUGGGGACAUCAGUGGCUUCCUCUAUGUAUAUCAUUGGUGCCAUAGAAAUUCUUGUGCUAUAUAUGGCACCACAGAUUAGUUUAUUUGAAAAUCCGUUUCACAACUAUAGGAUAUACGGAACGUGUGUAUUACUCUUACUGUGUAUAGUUGUGUUUAUUGGCGUCAGUUUUGUCAGUAAAUUUGCCACGCUGUCUCUUGUCUGUGUUAUCAUAUCUAUAUUGUGUAUUUAUAUUGGUAUCUUCGCAGCAAGUGUCGACAAUAGUUUACAGGUGUGUGUUUUAGGGGAUCGUCUAUUGACGUCAGAUUCUAUAACACUGAAUGGUACAUCUAUGUGUACCAAAAACGAAUCCGGUCCAAUAUUUCAGCAUUAUUGUAAAAUGGAUAACAACACCCCUGUUUGUGAUGAUUACUUCAAAAACAAUGAAGCAAAAUGGGUGCGUGGUAUACCUGGUCUAGCAAGUGGUGUUUUUAAAGAGAAUUUACAUAAUCGUUAUACAGAGGCUGGAGAUGUGAUUGGAUCAGAGACACCUGGUGACAGUAGUAGAGGAGAGAUUAUAUCUGAUAUAACAACAAGCUUUAUGAUUUUAUUGGCUAUCUACUUUCCUUCUGUAACGGGUAUAAUGGCAGGCUCUAAUAGAUCCGGAGAUUUAGCAGACGCCCAGAAAUCUAUACCAACAGGAACCAUAUUAGCUAUAUCUACUACUACUUUUAUCUAUAUAACAGGUGUAUUUUUCUUCGCUGCCUGUAUAGAAGGACAUUUACUUAGAGAUAAAUAUGGAGAGAGUAUAAAUGGAGGUCUUACUAUAGGUUUUUUAGCCUGGCCCAAUGAAUGGGUCAUUAUGGUUGGUUCCUUUUUAUCAACGCUUGGUGCUGGUCUCCAAUCAUUAACAGGUGCUCCCAGAUUGCUUCAAGCUAUAGCAAAAGAUAAUGUGAUACCAUUCUUAAACAUUUUCUCUGCAACGACUAAACGUGGAGAACCAUUCCGUGCCUUAAUACUGACUGCCGUUAUUUCGGAGAUUGGAAUUCUUAUUGCUAGUUUGGAUUACGUGGCACCUAUUAUUACCAUGUUUUUCUUGAUGUGCUAUGGAUUCGUAAACAUGGCAUGUGCACUACAGACUUUAUUACGAACACCCAACUGGAGACCACGAUUUAGAUUUUAUCACUGGACCUUGUCUCUGAUAGGUUUAGCAUUAUGUAUAACGUUGAUGUUUAUAUCUAGUUGGUACUAUGCAUUGGCGGCCAUUGCUCUUGCCUUCUGUAUUUACAAGUAUAUUGAAUAUAAAGGAGCUGAGAAGGAAUGGGGAGAUGGUAUUAGAGGGUUGGCUAUGUCUGCUGCUCGUUAUGCUUUGUUACGUUUACAAGAAGGACCACCUCAUACCAAAAACUGGAGGCCACAGUUGUUAGUAUUAAUGAAAAUAGAUGAAAAUCUUCAGCCAAAAUAUCCGAAAAUGAUCAGAUUUGCUGGUCAACUGAAAGCAGGAAAGGGUUUGACAUUAGUAUCAAGUGUUCUUGAAGGUAACUAUAUAGAAAGAUAUGCUGAUUCUCAAGCUGCAAAACUUCAUCUAGACAAGUUAAUAAAAGAUAGUGGUGUAAAAGGAUUUUCAGAUAUAACUGUUGCUCCUAAAAUAACCGAAGGAUUAUGUUACUUAGUUCAGAAUUCUGGUUUAGGAGGACUUAAACAUAAUACAGUUGUUAUGGGUUGGCCGUAUGGCUGGAGACAUACAGAUGACACCAGAAGUUAUAAAGUAUUCAUAGACACCAUCCAUAAUGUUAGUGCUGGACAGAUGGCCUUACUAGUUCUAAAGGGUAUCAACCAAUUUCCUGAAGCUAAUGAAAAGUUACGUGGUACAAUCGAUGUAUGGUGGAUUGUCCAUGAUGGAGGAUUACUUAUGUUACUGCCAUUUUUAUUACGACAGGAUAAAUCGUGGAAAAACUGUAAAUUACGAAUAUUUACUGUAGCUCAGGUUGAAGAUAAUAGUAUAGAAAUGAAGAAAGAUUUACAGACAUAUUUAUAUCAACUACGUAUACAAGCUGAAGUUAAUGUUAUAGAAAUGAGUGGAAGUGAUAUAUCAGCUUAUACGUAUGAACGAACUUUAAUGAUGGAACAACGAACAGAAAUGUUACAACAGAUGAGAGUUAAAAAACCAGAGCCUCAGUCUAUCAUAGAUAAGGCUCAUAACCCUGGGGAUGUUAAAAUACAGUUAGAUUCUGUACCCGAAGAAACAGCAGAUUCUUUGAAUGAACCAACUUCUAUACAAGAUCGUAACCAGUUUACUUUUACACCACGUGACAAAAUCUUUAAACCUGUCAGUAAAAAUCUCCUUAAUUUAAAACCAGAUAAUAAGAAUGUACGUAGAAUGCAUACUGCUGUACGAUUAAAUGAGUGUAUCGUAGAGAAAUCACAUGAAGCUCAGCUGGUUAUAUUAAAUUUACCAGCACCACCAAAAACACCUGCUGGUGAAGAGAGCUACAUGGAAUUUUUAGAAGUGCUAACAGAAGGACUGGAUAGAGUUUUAAUGGUUCGAGGAAGUGGACGAGAAGUUAUCACAAUUUACUCUUGAUCUGAUUACCAUUAAUAAGAUCAAUAAAUGUAUUCAUACGCUUAUCAUCGUAGCAAUAUAUAUUUACACAAUAAACGCAUGACAUAGAUAUAUACAUAUAAAACCAAUCUGCAAGUUUUUCAUCAUCAUUUUUAUCGCGCUCGCUCUUUGUGUAUUUAUUUUAUAUUAGUGCCAAUUUUUUAAUAAUCAGUUAUCAUAUCACAUUAUUGUCACCAAUUUUACGCUACAGUGAAGUUUCAUUAUUUAAAGAGGCGUUAUCGCUUUAAUCAUAAAAUUAAAUAUCUUUUAAUUUUAGAUAUCAUAUUAAAUUUCAAAGUUCCAAAUGCGGCAUUUAGCCCUCAAUUAGCCCAGCAAAUGUUAUAUAGAUACAAAUCAUGCUUUUGUAUUAAAGACCUGUGACAUAUAGUAACUUCAAAUUGAAAGUAAGAAGGCCUCUUUUCUUUAAUUAACUGUCUUAUGUAAUUAUUACUUUAGUUCAUUUGACAACCAAUCAAAAAAAUAAAAAAUUUAAUUUUUAGUGAAUGAUGAAUUAAACAAUGCAAAUUACAGCCACAUGUUUUUUGAAUUUCUAACGACAACGACAUUUUGAUUACUUGAGAUCCAUAAACUUCCUUGGUAUGGAAAAUUGUAAAAGAUUCUAUUUGUUAUGGAAUUUGACUAUUAAUGUUUUAAACUUUAGAUGUGUGAAUAUAAGGGUAUACAUAUAGUAUAUGUUUUGUCAUCAAUAAUUUAUUCUGAAUUAUAUAUUUGAUAGUUUAUUAAAGGCUGGAUGCAUCAUUUAGCGCUAUAGCAAUCCCUUGCAAACUACAAUAUUAGGAAAGAUUAAUCUCUAAUAGGAAUAUAUCAGUCCAAAAAUGGUUCAAUUCCAUUUAGAGAUUAUCUAGGAUUGGUAUUUUGAUUUGAUUUUCUUAAUUAAAUGAUAAAUAAUCAAUCGGAGUACAUAUUUAGAGUGUAAUUAGCCGUGACAAAUUUUAUUUGUUAGGGAAAUUGCUAAUGACGCAUUGGGCCUUUAAGCUAAUAUUUUGAUUGUUUAUAAGCAUAUACUAGUCACGAUCAUCUAUAUAUUAAAUUUCUUUAAGUAUAUCAUAUUUAACUGAUAAUCAUACAGUUUAAAAAAUCCACCCUGAAUAUUCAGGCCUUCAUACUUGGUUUACCAAAUGGCUGUUUAUUGAAUCAGAGGUGAUUUCAUAAUAUUAAAAACUUCUUCUAAGAGAACUCUGUAUGAUAUAGUCAUAUAUGUAACAUUAAAAUGUCUCAUUUAUUAUUUGUUACAAAGAAAUAAUUAUGCAGGUAUAUACAUAAAGGGACAACAAAAUAUAUUUUUUUCUUUUGCCAUGUUGCUUCUUUUGUUUUACAUUUAUAAUUAUGUGGAAUUUUUUUUCCAUUUGUUACUGAUAUUUUGGCUUAUUAACAUGACCGACCAUAUUUGCAAAAUACCCUUUUUGGUUUAUUAUAGACUUCAUUUUACAUGUAUAUUGGUGGAAUAUUUUUUCUCCACUAAUCUUUUUUGCUUUUUGCAAGUUCAUAUAUAUUUUGGAAAAUGUAUAGCAAUAUAUGUUUUUGGGAACCUUUGUUUUGUUUAUGUCUUGAUUCUUUGUGUGUAAAACAGUGCUUAUAGAAAGGGUACAAGCAAAGUAAGGUAUUUUAAUGGGGAUACUCGAUAAAAUUUUCCAGAAAUAAAUUCUCUUAAUCCCCAAAAUAGUGCCGGCUGCACAAGAAAAUAUCUCAUUUCAGCUGAAACAUAUUCGAUGUGUUUAAUAAUGUCAUAAUUCUACUCCACCACCUCUGUUGUUGGGACUGGCAGAACUAUGACGGGGCUGAAUUCCACGCCACUCGGUUGCAAUUCUGUCAAUUCCAGACUGACAAUUAAGCUUCUGCUUAACAUACAGAUUUCUGAACAAGUUUAUCUCCAAAAAAUAUAAAUCCAAAAAAUUACAUAAGCUUAAUUAUUUACAUUUUGCUGUAACUAUUUUAUACGUAAUGCUGUUUUCAGUAAUUAUUAUGUAAGUUAAUAAUACAAUCAAAUAUUGUUACAAUGUAUAUAGGACAAUCUUAACAUUGGAUAGACAGAACAAAAUAAUAUAUAAAUCAUAUCAUUUAUUCAUAUAUAAUGUAAAUUUCCGUGGUAUCUAUUGCUUGUUUUUAUUUGAUUCCAUGAUUUGUACUCUACCAUCCUUUCAUUGGGUCCACAUAUCAUCAUCAUGUAAGAUAUAUCUUAUACAGUUACAAAUCGUAUACGUGUAUUUAGCCCUUUCUAGGGGUUAAACUUCCACAAAGGUUUACAAUAUUAGGUAAAAAGGUAAGACAAGAGAAGGUUCAAGUUAUUAAUACAAUCAAGCAUUUUGUAAUCGAACACAUUAUAUUAAAUACAAGAGUUCUAUGGAAAUCAGUUACUGUAUUUUUAAUCAUUCUUUCGGUAUAAGUAUUGUGUUUGAAAAAGACAAGAGAAUCAUUGUAAAAACGUAGCUCCUAUUAAAAUACAUUAAUUGUUUUCCAUAGAACUUUUUAUUUAAUUUAGUAAUUAUAUGUAUCAGUAGUCAAUUGCAGAGUGAUUCCGACCAGCAUCAGUUCUCUGAAAUUCAGUUUUGAUUGAACAGAAUCUCAACCAUUUAUAUUUUAUUUGAUGACAGGUACAAUUUAUUUGAUCUCCAGUAAACCACAUGUUAAUUUAUUCCAUGGUCCCAUAUAAAUCUGUCAUUUGAAUUAACAAUUCCUGUCUUUCAAUGUAAUAAGGAUAAAAAUAGGGCACAGAAAUGCCUAAUUGGGUCAACCAAUGAAAAAACUAGAACACCUGAUUUGAACUGAAUUAAAUUUCAUUGGGUCAAAAGACAAUUUAGUUCAAUGUAAAGAUUGUAAAGAUACUGUGGUUUGACCAAUCUAGCGAGAUUCAUUAUUAGAUUGAUACCCAUCCAAUUGGUCUUUUCAAACUGUUCUUCUGUUAUUUCAAAUAUUUAACCUUACAUUUAAAUUCACAGUGGUGAGUGAGGUUGCUUUUGAUAUUGUGAGCUUUUUUCAUUUGGAAAAUGAAUGUAUUUUUAAUAAAAAAAAAAAAAGAAAGGUUAUUUUUUUUUUUUACUAUUCUUAAAAUCUUAAGAUGUAUACUAGGUGGUACAUAUAUUUAUGUUUCAGUAACAUAAUGUUAUCGAUAUUAUUUCUAUCUUCCGUGAUCCUUUGCACUAACACUAUUCAGGAUUUAUAUUGCGUCAGAUUAUAAUUUUAUAUGCUUUAGCAAUAAAACAGUGGACAUUACAAUGUUGAAAUAAAAACAAUAAUUAUUAUUAUUUGACUUUAUACACGCAUAUGUACACUUGUAUUAAGGCCUUAUAUGUUUUAUUUGUUUGUAUAUAACUGUUUAUAGUUAUCUAUAUAUUCUUAUUAAUUAAAAAUUUCCUACUAAUCUAUUUAUACUAACCAAUUAAGAGAACUAAGACCAUUAAAUAAUUAUCUCCCUUAUAUGUUUAACCUCAUUGCUGCUCUAGAGGUUUGCUGAAUGAUCACGUCAUGGGUCUAAUAUUUUAAAAGCUUCUGUGUGAGUGAGUGUUUCGGGCUAUGACGCAUGUAACAACUGCAUUUGAAAAUAUCUCGACCAACCAUGACAUCUGAAAUAUAUUGGUUGCGUUUAAUCCCGUCACGAUUCUACUCACACCACCUCAGUUUUCAGGACUGAAUUCCGCUUAUGUCAGUUCCGAACUUUAGUUUUCAAUGGGUUAUAUAAAGGGGAUAAUAUUUUGGUAAACUGUCAUUUUAAUUGUUUUGUAUGUAAUUAAUGACGUUAAUUUAUCACAAAAAUUAUUUAAUAUAUAAACUGAUUUAUUGGGAGUAUAAAUGAGGGAGUAUAAAAUAUCUAAUGGUUUACGUCUGAACUCCCCAGUGUUUAUUUAUUCCUAUAUAUAAUUGUGAAUUGUCAAAAUGGAUUAUUAAAUGAAUAGAAAGGAUAUGUAUAUUUGAGGAAUGUAUGUAAGGUUACAUAAACUGGAUUUAUAUUUGUUAAAGAAAAGAAAUGUUUGACUUGAAUAUAAUAUUAGAGUAUUAUUAUAACAAUCUAUUUAAAACACAAUCUUAAUCCUGUUUUCAAUUUUCUAAAAGUUUUGUUUGUCGCUCUGUGAAUCCUGUAUAAAUGUUAUUCAGGAUUACCAGAGGAGUGAAUAUAUAAUAUCUAAAAGUAUUUUUUUUACUGAAAAAUAGGGGUUAUAUUUGAUGACUUUAAAAUUUUAUAAACAGAAUAAAGAUUGUUUGAAUUUAGAUUGAUUAUUAUAUAAGCUUUAAAUAUAGUCAAAGUGGAUUUUUGUUUUGUUAUUUAAAUAGGGAUAUAUAUAUAUUAUAUUAAACUAUGGUACUUUAUCUCUUUAUAAAUAUAUCUAUUUUAGUAUGCUUCACAUUUAAAUACUUAUAGGCAUACAUUUAAAAAUUUGUAGGUAGAAUACAUAAACUCAGCAAAUAUCGAAACAGAUUUGAUACAUUUAUCUUCUAAUAAAUGUACCCAAGAGAUAGAGUGACAUAAAUUAGGUCGUUUUGGGACUAACAUGUACACAGCAGUACAAUUUUAUUUCAAUGAUUUGCUCAGACUAAGGUUUUUUGUAGUGGGAGGAAACCCACAAGGUUGGGUAAGCAUCACAACUGCUUUUCACGUGCAAGCUUGGGAUCUUAAGUGCGCACAUUAGACCACUUGACCACCCUAAUAUGUACCCACAUCUCUGCAUGGGAAAAUAUUUUCCAUGAUCAGUAUUUCAUUACAUUUAUUUAUGAUACAUAUUUUGUUAAUUUAAAACCACAAUAAUAGACACAUAAAGAGAGGUAUCAAGUUUCAAAUAUAAUUUUAUUUUUAUUAAUUUGAUUAUUUUUGGCUUUCAAUAUCAAGUGAUCAUAUUUUUAUUUCUAAAAAAAAAAAGUGUCAUCACUUGCCAUGGAUCAGAUAUCAUUUUUAAUAUUAACUUCUGUAUGUAAAUAAAAUUAUAUUUAUAUAUAAAGAACCACUUCUACAAAUUCUGCUGAAAUCAAAACCGAUUAAUAAAAAGUUAAUUGUAAUAUAACCCAUGUGUGUAUUCAUUUUUUAAUUGUACAAUUUUAAAAAUUUUGAUUAUUAUUUCAUUAAAUUUGGUAGCUGAACUGAAAUUCAUAAUAAGAGAUUUCUUAAAUGGUUAGCGACUUAAUUAGCAGAUCCAUUAAAUGAAAUUCGAUUAAUACAUCUGAUUUUUUUUCUUGAUUCCGGACUCCCGAUUAAUUAUUAAUUAAUUGUGUAGAAUUGCACUAGGGACUUUGCAGUUGCUUGGCACCUUGGAAAUAUGUUGCCUUUUUGGGUUGAUGUCUUAAUCACAAUGUUUGGAAUAUGAAUCCUACAUUUAAGUCCCUACCGAAUUAGUUAAUACUAGAUUUAAUGAAAUAAUAAUAAUAUUGUACAUAACAUGUAUUGUUAGCCUGUAUGUUUUCACAAUAUCUGUCCCCAUGUAGGCAACAUGUAUUAUAUUAUACCGUCUAUGUUUGUAUGGAAAGAUUAGAAAAUAGAAUAAAAAUUAAUAUUCCA